This is a messenger RNA of Lampris incognitus (smalleye Pacific opah), 3843 nucleotides long. Its product is annotated as Golgi integral membrane protein 4-like. Bases 597 to 2705 code for a protein of 702 amino acids. Lineage: Eukaryota; Metazoa; Chordata; Actinopteri; Lampriformes; Lampridae. Gene Ontology annotation, cellular component: Golgi apparatus; Golgi membrane. The record is from RefSeq and is a predicted model, not a curated record. The transcript is spliced from 16 exons.
UGACUCGCAGCUGCUUAAGAGUGACACGUAAACUGAAAUUAAAGGUGGUAUAUGGCGGCCUUGUCAAGAAAUUAAGAUUGAAUUUCCCUCUCCCACGAAGUUUCCCGUAUUUGUCAAGAGCUGCGCUGGAGAAGUGAGGCUGGAGACGGGAAUGCGCGUUAGAAAAGCGCGCCGCCGCGGUCAGAGCUGCUUUUCAGAAAACAGACGGGAGUUUGAUGUGUGUGUGUGCGCGCGCGUGUAUGUGUGUGUGCGGUAAAGCGAAAUAUCGAAGCAGCGCCUUUGAAGUUGUCGUCUGAGUGCGUGCGUGUGUGUGCGUGUAGUGUGUGCGUGUGUGUGUGUGUGUGUGUAGUGGGGGGGCGGUGGGGUGUAUUGAUGUGUGAAUGUGACUAUGCUGUGACAAAGUGUACCGCUGAAUCCCGGCUCUGGAAUUCUCUGGGAGUGGAGUGUUUAACAGUACCGAGUAGAGAGAGAGACGGACAGACGGACGGACAGACGAGAGAGAGAGAUUAAAAAGUUGCGUGGAAGUUUCCACCAGCGGAGGCGGACGGGGCUUCGCUGGCCCGGACGGACGGAGGGGAGGGGAGCGGGGGUCCACCAUGGGAAACGGGGUAUGCUCGCGGAGGCAGCGGAGGAUUUUCCAGUCACUCUUACUGGUUACGGUGGUCUGCGGGAUGAUAUACGGCGGCAUGGUUUCAUACGAGAUGCACAAACAGCUGAGAAGGACGGAGGCCAUGGCCCUGAAGUACCAGCAACACCAAGAGUCUCUGUCAGCGCAGCUCCAAGUGGUGUACGAGCAUCGCUCCAGGUUGGAGAAGUCUCUUCAGAAGGAGAGGUUGGAGCACAAAAAAGCCAAAGAAGAUUACCUCGUGUAUAAACUUGAAGCCCAGCAGUCGCUGAAUAAAGAGAAGCAAGAUGCCAGCAGCCGACUCAGCUCUUUACAGAUGCAGCACCAGAUGUUAAAGAACCAGCAUGAUGACCUGAAGAAGCAGUACUACGAGCUGCAGGAACAGCACCAGGUCCAGGGGGAGGACCACGGCCGGGCCCUGGAUGAACACAGGGAACGAUACGACAAACUGCAGCAGACCAAAGAGACAGAGAUUGGUAAACUCAAAGAUAAUGUGUAUAACUUGAGAGAGGAGAAUAAGCAGUUGAGGAAAGCCCACCAGGACAUUCAUGUACAGCUACAGAACGCACGGGUGCAGCACCAGGACAUGAAGAUUGCCCACGACCACCUCACACUGACAUUGGAAGACCACAAGAGUGCGCUGGCCGCCGCUCAGGUGCAGGUGGCUGAGUUCAAACAGCUGAAGGAGACUCUGAACAGGAUGCCCAGCCUGAGACACGCCGACCAAAACCACGUCCCCCAGCAGCCCCAAGCUGCUGCCGUCACAGCUGAGCCCCAUGUCCACCAACGGCAGCCAGGCAACCUGCUGACCCAACCACACAACGAGCAACACGCCCGGGAGGAGGACCACCAGGGCGGCGGGGUCAGGCUGAACCUCGAGGAGGAGGCACAUGCCCAGUCUCACAUGACCGUAUCCCAGCAUGCCUUGCCAGAGAAAGAGGAGGAUGCUGAAGGCGAGGCGGAGAGGAGGAGAGAGCUGGCGGAGGAGGAGAUGGCCCAAGCUGGGCAGCCUCAGAAACUGGAGGAGGACCCUGACCAACCGCAGGAGGAAGAGGAGGAGGAGGAGGAGCAAGAGCAGCCAGAUGAGAACGCUCUGGACCGCCAGAGACGCCAGCCACAACAGGGUCCCCCGGCUGAGCCGCACGAUGAGGCCCAGCUGCAGCACAAGCCUCAUGUCCAGGCAGAGCACGUCAAGUCGGCCUUUGAACAACAGCAGGAGCAGCAGCGCCUGGAGGUUCAGCGGGCCCAGGAACGCAGGCUCAUCCAGCUGCGCCAGGAGGCCCUGCAGGCCCAGAGGCAGAGGGAGCAGCGGGAGAGAGACCAGAGGCUAAAGGAGGAGAGAGAGAGAGAGGAACAACAGCAAAGAGAGGCUGACAGACAAGACCAGCUGCUUAAAGAGGAGCAGCUCAGGAAAAGGGCCGAGUAUGAAAACAUGGACAAUGACAUAGUCCAAGGAGAAGAGGAUCCUCAUGGAGACAAUGCGGAAGAGCGGGAUGCUCAUGAGCAGGGCAAGGAGAAACAUGAGGAGUUGGACCAUAGAGUGCCUCCACACCAGCAGGGGGCAGUAGAGGGUGAUCUGGAUCCCGAGGAUGACCCAAACAACCAGGGAGAGGAUGAGUUCGACGAGGCUGAAGAGCAGCAUCCACAGCAGAGGGGCGGUGAGGUGGAAGAGGAGGCGGAGGAGGAGGAAGAGCCCGUGGCUCCAGCCAAACACGCCAAUAAACACCAUAAUCCCAAUCAACCAGCCAUGGAGGAGGAGCUGGUGAUGGCUGGAAACCCAGAUCAACAGGAAGAUGCCAUAGACGAACAGUACCAAGAGGAGGGAGAGGAUGAGCCUCAGGACGACUUGGCUGUGGCUCAGAAGAGAGAAGAGGAGGUCGAGGAGGAAGGUGAGGACCCAUACAACGAGGACAACAUUGAACAGGAUGAGGCCAAAGACCAGGAUGCUCCGAGGGAGGAAGGGGGUCAUAGAAAGGGGGCGGAGAAUAACGAGGAAGAGAAUUACGAGGAGGAAGAAGAGGAGGUAGAGGAUGACGCCGCUGGACAGAACAAGGGAAACAAUCGCAGGGCAGAAAUGUAAGAAGGGACCAGAAGUUGUGCCUUCUCUGCCUCCUCGGUGACAUGUUAGAUGUCCUCACUUUUGCCUUGUUUCCCAAAGACAUUAAACACCAAUCGUCCACCCAGAGUCCGGUUUGGACAGUCGGAUCCUUAUGCUUGUAGAUGGGAUUUGUAUUCCUGACACUGUGGGGUUGGAACUGAUGAACGUCCACUGUGGAAUUUUGAUUAGAUAUUUCAGAUGGAAAUGGAUUUAUAUAUAUUUGCUUUCAUUUUUUUAUAAGUUAAUUUACUUGUCUGCCUAUCCGUCUCUGUCUAUUCAGGUGUCUCAUCACCUGUUUGGUUGUCCUAUUUUUUUCCAGAUGUGACAGCAUAUGAGAGAAUGCACUAUAACUGUAUGCAAUCUUUAAGUGUGUCUAAAGAAAGCAAGGAUACGUGUUUUUAAUCCACUGUUCAGGCUUUGACAUAAUGUUUUAUACAUUUUUUUUUAUCUGUUGCUGUACUCCAAAUCAUUAGUUGCUCUUUAGUGCCACCAUUAGUACAACUUUGGCAUUCCACUUGAUCACGUGAUUUUAUUUAUUGCUGAUUGAGACAUUUCUGACAAUCGUAAAAAGUGCAAGGAUCUUAGUUUCUGUCUGUUUGGUUUUGUUAUUGUCUCUCAUGGCGUCCUGUAGUUGACACGCAGCGCUGUCAUCAUUGGACAUUACUGCGAACGCCAGUCAAAGCACACAGUCCCAGUGAAGACUCUCUUGCACUAGACGUGUCUCGUUGAAAUGUGCCUUUCCAAUUGUGGAAACCCAGAACCUAUUUUACACUCAGUUAUUUUUUUUUUGGAAAUUUUGAAAUUUUUUUCAACAUGGACGUCACUCAGAAAGAGUGCAUGCUAGUGCAUCAUGAUGGUUUCAUAUUGUUUUAUCAUGGACUUAAAUGGAGGGCUGCUCCUCCUUGACUGUUUGAGUGAAUUAAAUUCACCAACAUCAAUUCAACUUUCCACCAAAAUCCUUAAUUUUACUGUACAAUGUACAGUAAUAUAAAUACUUAAAGUUUGUACAUAUUUGUCUUCAGUUAUGUUACAGAAAGGAAUGAGAAGUUGGGUCUGUAUGGAAACAUGUUCACUGCAGAAUGAUGUGACUGUUGAAUAAAAUAUGGUCAAGGGCUUCAGG